GAUUAGAGAAACCAAAAUAUAUAAACAAAAAAUGGCAGCUGUUUCACGUGUUGCACCAAAUAUAAUGAUUGCUGGUACACCAGGUACUGGUAAAUCCACUCUUGCCAAGGAGUUGUCUCAGCGAAGUGGACUGAAUUAUAUUAAUAUUGGAGAAGUUGCUGAGCAAGCUGAUUGCAUGGAUGGUUAUGAUGAGGAGCUUCAAUGUGGUAUACUUGAUGAAGACAAAGUGAUUGAUGAACUUGAAGAAACCAUGUCUGCAGGUGGAAACAUUGUAGACUAUCACUCAUGUGAAUUUUUUCCUCAACGAUGGUUUGACAUUGUAUUUGUUCUUCGCACAGACAACACUAUUCUACAUUCACGACUGACAGAAAGAGGGUAUAAUGAAAAAAAAAUAGAGGGAAAUAUAUCAUCUGAAAUUUUUCAAGUAAUUCUUGAUGCUGCUAAAGAUUCAUACCCUGAAGAAAUAGUUCAUGAGCUGCCUUCAGACAAUGCUGAUCAGCUUGAGUCAAAUUUAGAUAAGAUCCUAGAAUGGUUAGCAUUAUGGAAGCAGCAACAUUGACACUGGAAACUACAUCAUCACAAGGAAAGAUGGGCUCAGCAGAUCUGGAAAUGUUACCAAACCACCUGAACUAAGCUGUAUUAUGACUACUCCAUGUUUUAUCAAGCCAAUGAUGGGAAACUGAGUUCACUUUAUUUCCCCAUUUAACUUAGUUUUUAUGGUUGGCUAAUAAUGAUAGUGAAUAUGCAGUGUUGUCAACUGGAUAAAGCAUUUUAUUUAUGAUUUUAUGCAUUCAGUUUGUUGAGUAAGAGAAUAAUAUUUGAUGAGCAACUUCCAAUAUUGUUCAUAUUUUGGAUUUAGUAGCUUUUAAAAAAUUGCUUGUAAAUAUUUUUUGAAUUUUGAGAAAACUAAUGUGUUGAUAGUUUGCCACUGAACCUGCAGUUUUUGUUGUACCAUUAGAUUGUGUGUAGAUAUUGCAGUGUGAGAAACUCAUUGUUUUAAAACUAAGUUUCUCUGGAGUGAUGAGCUAGCUUCUAAGAUAAAGUUAGAAUAAGUUAUAUUUCUGAUAGUUGUAUAUACAUAGCCAUGUUGUGACUUAUGGUGUGCAACUGCAGGAUUUUAGUCACCAGAUAGAACUGAUCUUAUACCAAUUUUUAAAUGUGUGGCAAAAAGGACUUCAUGUGUUCACAUUGAACAUUUAAAACAAAGUUUAAUGAUAUGCCUUAAUAUUUCACUUUUUAAAGUGGAGUUGAUUGUUGAUUUUGGGCUUUAGAAAAAUAGUCCCUGAAUUAUGUUGUUUUAAUUUCAUUUGUGAGUACAUCAUGCAUAUUUGUGAAAUGUAAGGGACUGUAAUUCAGUCAGUUAACUGAUUCACAGUUCUUUUUUCUUUCCUAUUUUAUUGUAGCAUUAAAGUAACAUGUACACCAUGUUUAGUUUUUUGUUACAUGUGUCAUAAAGGAUUUUACAAAGAAGAAAAAAGUGUUUUUGGUUUUUAUUCUACAUAUCAUGCAUUUAUGAUAGGAAACAUAUGGUACAGCAGCAAUACUUCAAUGGUGAUGUCAUAUUCCUAUAGUAAAUAACUAUGGGAAUAUUAAGAGAAAAUAAACUGUUUUAUUUAA
Molecule: messenger RNA, 1617 nt
Organism: Physella acuta
Lineage: Eukaryota; Metazoa; Mollusca; Gastropoda; Physidae
Product: adenylate kinase isoenzyme 6
Cellular component (GO): nucleus; cytoplasm
Molecular function (GO): AMP kinase activity; ATP binding; ATP hydrolysis activity
Source: RefSeq, a predicted model, not a curated record